AGUUUUAUUGUGGUACCCAACAUCCUUGUUAUCGUUUUUUUUUUUGCAGAACACCCACACCACAUAUGGAAGAUGUCGUCCCCUUUUAUCACAACAUUUCGGAGAUUGUGUGGUCAAACAUUUUUUAAACACAAAGUCCUCUCUUCGUCUGGACCCGGACUCCGACCCGGAACCAGAGGACUCAUCCAGACCACAGCAUACAGGGGAUCGGACCAACAUGGAGGACAAAAAAACAAAGUGAUCUGUAUUGAAGGCAACAUCGCGUGUGGGAAGACGACCUUCCUAGAGUAUUUCAGCAGGACCAGCUCCAUAGAGGUCCUACCAGAGCCCAUUUCUAAAUGGAGGAAUGUUCGUGGACAAAACCCUCUGGCUCUAAUGUACCAGGACCCGGUCCGCUGGGGUCUCACCCUGCAGACGUACGUCCAGCUGACCAUGAUGGAGAGACACCUGAAGUCCCUGGCUGGUCCAGUGUGCAUGAUGGAGCGGUCCAUCUUCAGCGCCAAGUACAUCUUUGUGGAGAACCUGUACAGGAGUGGGAAGAUGCCGGAGGUGGACUUCGUCAUCCUCACUGAAUGGUUCGACUGGAUCACAACCAACCUCCACCUCCCCGUCGAUCUGAUUGUGUACCUUCAGACGUCCCCUGAGAAGUGCCAGGAGAGGCAGAUCCAGAGGUGCAGAGAGGAGGAGAAGGUCAUCCCUCUGGACUACCUGAGGUCUCUCCAUCAGCUCUACGAGGACUGGCUGGUCCACCAGUCCUCCUUCAAGCUCCCAGCUCCUGUCCUGGUGAUCCCAGCGGACCAGGACCUCCCAGAGAUGCUCCGGCUUUACGAGGAGAACCGGGACAAGGUUCUGACCUCCAGCAACCUCCGCUAGACCCCUGCUCUCCCGCCCCCUGCUAGCUCAACCGCUGGCGCCGCUAGCUCCUAGCGUAGCAUCUCGUCGCUAUCGGUCUGGUCUCUGCCCACUACCAGAGAGGGAACUCAUGCUGGGGUCUAGUAGUUAUCAAGUCUAUUUUAUUGUUACUUUAACCUUUACUUAAAUGUAAGACGUUUGCCUUAGAAGGGAUUAACGGGGACCAGAGAUUGUUUGUAUUUAAUGUGAUUGUAUUUAAUACAGAUUUGUUGUUUUAUGUCAUUAAUAUUUAACUUGAUUUAGAUAUUUAUGAAGCCUACAGUAAUAACGGAUGUUUACAACAAUUCAGCAAAAAAAAGUUGACCAAUGUAUCAUAGUCAACUGUUUGUAUUGGAUAUGUGGCUGCUGGAUUUAGCCUUAAACUGUUACAGUCCAAACUAAACGUGUUAUGCAGCUUCUCUCGCCAUGCGGGGGCGUAGUUAUAGCCUCACACCAAGGGGGGAGGCUUUCUGCGCUGGGAUUCCUCUGUAUUCGUUGUUCUCCCUCUUCUACAUUCUCCGUAUCAAAUUGAGCACUUCUUCGUCAUAAGGUCUUCUGCUUUGGGCCCCUUUUGAUUGAAACACCGUUUUUUUUAAAUAAAUGCCGUUAACGCAAUAUCAUGGACUUUUAAACAUUGUCAAAAUAAAAGCUUUUUCAUGACGAC
Messenger RNA from Gadus morhua (Atlantic cod), 1555 nucleotides. RefSeq names its product thymidine kinase 2 (gene tk2). Lineage: Eukaryota; Metazoa; Chordata; Actinopteri; Gadiformes; Gadidae. Bases 73 to 873 code for a protein of 266 amino acids. The transcript is spliced from 10 exons. Gene Ontology annotation, molecular function: ATP binding; deoxynucleoside kinase activity. The record is from RefSeq and is a predicted model, not a curated record. Gene Ontology annotation, cellular component: cytoplasm; mitochondrion. Gene Ontology annotation, biological process: nucleobase-containing compound metabolic process.